This is a messenger RNA of Caenorhabditis sp. 36 PRJEB53466, 1514 nucleotides long. The record is from the annotation of a GenBank genome assembly. NCBI's taxonomy places the organism in Eukaryota, Metazoa, Nematoda, Chromadorea, Rhabditida, Rhabditidae.
AUGUCGGACUUUUCUAUAAAUGUAAGUGAAACAGGAAAAAGGAGUACAGAGAAUGAACUUAUGGUCAGGACCAAAUAAAGUUGGCAUCUGAAUGGGGCUACAACCAGGAUGAGAUAAUGGCGGCGCUGAAAACAAAUUCAAGAGAUGGAUCCAAAGAAUUCGAACGAUUCGAGAACUUUGACGUCAUGUUGGACAUUCUGAACAAAGUGUCCGGGAAGAGUGGGUCCGGCAAAAAACAUUGCACUCCCGGGUACUUGAGGACAUGAGAAUGAACCCAUUGAUCCCGUACUUUCAGAGAUUUGAUGUCCACUUCUGUGACAACUCUUCACCCGCACAGCUCCAAUCCACGUAGAAGUCUUUCCGUUGCAAGAUCUUCUUCCUUCCAUCUUUCCACUCCGAAGUGAGUCUUGAAUUCAUAAUUAAUUAAACUCAAUUGCUCUUCCAGAAGUACCCGAGAUUCCCACGACAUGGUACGUCUUUUAGCCACUUUGGAAAGAGAAAAAGAGCGUGACCGGAAAGAGGUCGACAGUCAGUUCACCAUUCUCAAGGUGACUCUCACUUUUGGAACGCGUCAAACUGGUUUCGAUUUUAGAACCGAAUAAACCAUUUGGAGAGCGAGAAAGAGGCGCUGCUGCAGGACAUUCAAGACAUGAAAAGAGUGUUGGAGGAGACAGAGAACGAGUUGAGGGACAAUCAGGAGGAGAAGCAUCGGCUCAUGGAGGAGAGCAUCGUGGCGGCGGACCGACUGGACAAGUUGGUAAGGAUCCUGUUCACUCUGGAUCUCAGGAUUGACUUUACCAUUCAGACCAUCCAAAACUACCGUCAACAACAAGAGAUUCAUGACCAAAAAGAGCUGUCUGAGCACCGAAAAAAGAUUUAUUCGGAGGAGAAAUCGCGGCGGGACGAGGAGAUUUUGAACCUUCAAAAGCAGAAGACCGACGUCGAAAUGGAGCUGGAACGGAAAAGUGCUUUGCUGGACGCUCAGACCGGGGUGACAAAGCGACUCGCGGAACAGAACUAUCAACUGGUGAGUAAGUCAUUCUGAAGAUCACUCCAAACCCACUGGCUUCCAGAAACCUAUGAUUCUACUCGAUGAACUGACCAAGAAGCACACUCAACUCGUCGACCUUUCCACAGAACUUUUACCCAAUGUGAACGCGGUCAAAGCACUGUACAAGCAACUGGUACGCGUCUUACCGACUCCAUCCGAAUGAUCCUCUUUUCAGUUCGACAGUUUUCCUCAACUAGAGCAAAAUGUGCAAGAGUCAAAGUCCCAAAUGGAGCAACGAGUGGCCGAAGUCGAGGAGCAGCUGAGCAGCCGCAACCGCGACUUCCAACGUCUCCAGGAGAAGCUCGUCGCCGAGUGCUGCAUCUGUCUCGCCACGAAGCCGUCGAUCGUUUUCAUGCCGUGCCGCCAUCUGAUCACGUGCUCCGGCUGCUACGACUCCAGCGACUUCCGCGAGUGCCCCACGUGCCGUUCCACCAUCGACAACUCGAUUACUGUUUUCAUGUGA